Culex quinquefasciatus (southern house mosquito) is the source of this 1025-nucleotide messenger RNA. RefSeq lists its product as uncharacterized. The coding region runs from base 548 to 994 and encodes 148 amino acids. The transcript has 2 exons. NCBI's taxonomy places the organism in Eukaryota, Metazoa, Arthropoda, Insecta, Diptera, Culicidae. The record is from RefSeq and is a predicted model, not a curated record.
UGUUUGAAAAAUGUCGCACGUCGUACGAGAUGUCGCACGGAUUUGAUUUUACCGUUUCGAUAUCGAUUGGUCGAAAGGACGACAAAUGGACGACAAACAAUCGACAUGCAUGACAUCGUUUUUUGCAUCGAUUUUCUGACAGAUUGACGUUUCGGCGGCGUCGGCGAAAAAACUUUGACAGUUUACAUCAAGCAAAAACUUGUUCAGACCGGAUUGAACAAAAGCUAAAAAUUGAGGUUGAAAAUGUAGUGUGCAAAACCAAAUCGGAGCAAAAAGUUGGUUGAUGCAGUACAGCCGGAUACCGAGCCACCCGUGGAAAUAUGGUUCGAAGCCGGGCAUGUCAUUGGCCUCCCCACAGUCAGCACCGAUCCUGGCCCAAGGCCAACACCAUCCGGCUGGUGGUAAAGGCGGUCUCUUCAAUGUAAAUACCACCAAAUUCUUUCAUCAUCCUGUCGCCUCUCUUACGAACAGUGCCACUAAUCCACUUGAUCCUACUCCGCAGAUGCAGUAGUUUCCGUUGCCCAAUUCGCUACCCCCCCAAACCAUAAUGAAGCGUGGCGAGCCAUUUCCAUCAUCAAUCCUAAAAUACAUGAGGACGUACAUGCAACGAUUUGGCUUUUCCUACCUCCUCUUUGACAUCUACAGCCGGAUCCGGAGCUCAACAACAACAACAGCAGGCUUCACACAACAGCCUCAACCUGCCGUCAACUCCGACCUACAACACAACUCCUCCGAAUGUAAUGCUACUCCUGAACUGAGCGGACCUCCCGCCGGCAUGGGACCGAUGCAUCAUAAACCACCAACACAUCUCCGCCAUCCGCCGCCACACGUUCACCAACACGGACCGCCGCAGAUGCCACAGAUGCAAAUGUCCCCGCACGAUCACCGCUGCGGACUAGAGAACCUCUAUGUUCUCUUAUCAUUUCAACACCCAGCAGCAUCUCCCGCACCAUCCGAGCCCCGCGGAAAUGAAGCAAGAAGUCACCCAAUAUAAGCGGAAGUGCCGGAGCGGUUCAAACGCAAGA